Molecule: messenger RNA, 3486 nt
Organism: Vitrella brassicaformis
Lineage: Eukaryota; Vitrellaceae
Source: the annotation of a GenBank genome assembly
CGGCUUUAUCAAACGCUCUGAGGAUGUCGUCCCCAUCGUCGCCAAGUGCGGCGCAGCGUCGCUCGUCCGGUCUUCGCAAUUUGCGAGUUGCAUGCCCCGGCUACAAAGCCCCGAACACCACCAACACGCGCUUCUUCAUCCUCAAGAGCCGCUCCAUGCUCAACCUGCUCGUAAGAAAGACAGACAACAAAACAAACGACAAAGAGAAACAGGCAGAAAUACAUGGCGGACUUCUGUGCGAGAGUGCCACGAACGGGAAUGCGCUGUGGUGCAUGCAGUUGUCGUUCAAGGAGUCUUGUUGGGCUUCAACACCCGACAACAACGAGUAAGCGACUCGAUGAGCCCACGAGCUCGUGGUGUAGGUUUGGGCUCAAUGCAUUCAAUGCAUGUCCGCUGUGCCCCAUUCGUUCGCCUGUGUCUGCCUGUGCACCUGACGCAGCUUCUUGAUCCAGGCGUAUCGCACGAUAGAGCACCUGAUUCUCAUCUUCUCGGUCAACGAUGCGGGGUGCUUCAUGGGGUGAGCUCAGCACGGCAGAGGGAACCCGACAUGACCUGUUGGUCCUUUGACCUGAUUGAUUGAUUGUCUGUAUGUGUGUCUGUCCGAUGUCCACACAGCUAUGGCCGCAUGUGUUCUAUCUCCGACAGCACCUACAAGAAGGGCCUCUGGUAAGCUGACUGAGGCGGAUCAUGCCAGGCCACGUGCCUGCAAGGCUGUGGGGGGCAUGAUGGUCUGUCUGUCUGUUCAGGGGGCCUGCGUAUCGCUUCCUCGGUGACAACUUCCGCGUCCAAUGGCAAGCGCAGCACGGCACAGCACAGCACAGCGCACGACAGCUCACAUCCGGUUUGAUAUCUGUGUGUGUGUGUGUGUGUGUGUGUACGUCAGGCUCAAGUCGUGCAUAUUGAAUUACGACGACUGUCGGGGCAUCAAGAAUGAGCUCAAUGAUUUCUGCUCAUGUGGCGGUAGGUGAGCCAGCGCUGACGGCACCAUGUGUGUGGGGGCUGCACUCAUUGCAGGAAGGCAUCAUGUGCGUGGUCUCGGCUGCCUGUGUGUUUUCCAGUGGCUCGAGACGGCCAGGAACUCGACUCCAAAGCAGGCUUCCAGCUGUGCGAACUAAUGGACAAACAGGUCCGUCCAUCCAUCCAUCCGCCCAUCCAUCCACCGAGGGAUGCAUGCAAAGGAGAUACAGCACAGGUAUCACUCUUCACGAUCUGUGUGCAGGUGGACUGGGAUCACAGCUACGGCACCGAGCUUUUCGGCACCAUCCCAUUCUUUGAGUCAUACGCCUCCCCUCCACCAAACAUAGCCCCUUUGCAGUACACCGUCGUGGCGCGCGAGGUGGCGGCCACCGAGGCACAGCAACGCCUUCUUGCCGUCGAGAGGGAAGAGAAACGGGCAAGGAAGCCUGAGCCGCCCCCCGACUUCUCUACCGAGUCUUUCCCAUCCCUCGGUGCAGCAGCCCCCGCCCGGCAGCCAUCGAAGGGCACGAGUGGCGAGAUGACGACCACAUCGGUGCCGCCAGUCACUCCCCCGAGCCCAAAGAACAACCAGGGGCAGGCCGGUAGUUGUGGUGGUGUUGGUGGCGGUGGUGCAGAGAGAGUGAGUGGUGGAGGUGCCGGGCGGGAUGCGAUCAGGCCGGAGCUGAGGGGUCACAACCUGUCUCUGGAUGCGCUGUGCGCCACAUGCAGGUCAGGUGACGGAACACAAAGCGAGCGAGCAGGCGGCUCUUUUUUCAUUUUCAUUGUGUCGGUAUCGGUGUUGGUGUUGGUGUUGUGGUGUCGUCUGGUCUGCAGGCUGAUUGCAACCACCCCUGGUCUCACGGUGUUCUCCAGCAGCGACAGCGGCUGUUCCUGCGGGUCCUACCACUCACUGCGGUUCGCCCUUAGCGACCAGGAGGGAUCGUCCCCUCCUGCUGCCCCCAAGGCCGCGCCCGCGUCUCCGCCCACCACAUCGACAGCUCCCCCCAAGAGCAAGGGCGGCUUCAGCGUCCGCAGGGUGGACCGAUCCAAGCCCAGCGAAGCGUCGCCGCCCACCAAAGCCAAACAGAUUAAGAAGCAAGAGAAGGAGGAGCCACCAAAGGAGAAGAGCUCCAUCCCUUCCUCCGUCUCAGUGCCGGACUCGCCGCAACCACUAUCGGCCCCACCCGAGCCGCCUCAGUCCACCGACUCGCCUAUUGUCCCCUCGGCCCCCACUACUGCUCAUCAGCCGCCCACGCCGACCAAGGCCCCAGUGGACCUAUCGAAGGGCCUCAUGCCGGCUCCUGCGGGCAUGCAUCCCUUCCCGAAGGCAGUCCACUCGCAGCCGCGCUCGCCCGUCAACGCCUUCCACUCGCCGUCUCGCGUGCCGCUCAUCAAUCCCUGGGGCUACAACGGUCAGACUGGGCAGACUUUCGGUCCUGGGUGUGGUUAUCAGCCGGCAGUGCCGUACCAGCCGUUCGAGGGCGGUGGUGUGCCCAUGCCGCCCCCGCCCCCACCCCCUCCGCCCGAUAUGGACCCAUCGAUGUGGCAGGGGAGCAACAUCUUUCAUCCCCCGCCCCCGCCAAUGCCACCACCCCAACACCACCAACAAUUCGAGCAGCAGCAUGUGGCUCAGGCGCGACCGCUGAUGGGCCAUGGUCAGGCAGACGAGAGGACGGCCGCCGCAAAGAAGAGUGCAGCUGGCUUGAACUCGAUGGCCCCGCCGUUCGUCUGGCGAGAGCACCAGCUAUCGCAGCAGCAGCAGCACAUGGCGGGGGGCAGGGAGGGGUCAUGUGAGGAGCCAGUGCCGGUCAACUUGGACUUCAUCAACAGUAGUGGUCUCAACCUGAGUAACGGGUCAAGCGAGCAGAAGGCCCAGCCAAGCGGUGAGGGCGGUCUGGAGCAGUCUGGGGACGCUGCGCCCGUGUCAGUGGGCUCUGCUGAUGUCUUGGAUGGGCGUGUGGAUGGUGUUGGGCCGGGGGCGACGGUCCAAGAGGCUCUCAAAGUGCUAGCCGUGAGUUGGCAGAUAAAGCACACAGGUUGUGGCAAUGUGCGUGUCGAUGGGUGUGCGUUGUUCUGUUCAUGCAUCUCCCCAGGAAUGUCGUUUGGAGGGUUUGUCCUGCAAAGAGCUGGACACUCUCGAGGGCGGCCUGAUUGAAAUCCUCUUCAAAGCCAGGUGGGCACAGCACCGCCUGCCGUGGCCUCCCUCGUCGAAACAUGGCCGGCCCUGUCUGGCUGUCUGUGCGUCUUUCAGGCAGACGAAGAGUGCCAAACUUCGUCAGGAGUGACCGGCUGAUGAUGGUAUGACGUUCCUAUGCCGAUGGCCAUCAGGGCUUAGAGCGUAGAGUGGCUGUGGAGUGUCCGUCCUGCGUUCGUUUUUGUGCUAGUGAAUCUCUAUCGCUCGCUGCAUGCACGCAACGCCGACGCUACGUUGUCCUGUCCCGUGUCAAGCGCAAACGACUUACUUUAACUGACUGAUCUCAUUCUCUGGUGGACGGACGCAUGAAUGAGCUGAUUGUGUGCGUGUGGGGG